AUGAAAUAUGCUGAAUAUUAUAUCAAGCAAAAUAUUGUGUCACUAAAUAUCCAAUUCGAUAUUUUCACAAAAUCGUUUAUUAACUAUUUACUCACUUCCAAAGUUGCUUUAAAUCAUGUUAAAGCUUCUAUUAUAAUCAAAAAACAAAAAAAUAUUAAAAAUUUUCAUUUAUAUAAAGUUAAAUUCACGCUUAUAUAUAAUCAUAAAAAUGAUUGUGAAUAUGAUCAAAAAAUAUUAUCAAUAAAAAAAUGUUCAGACAAAAAUAACUCAUAUAAUGCUGAACCUUCUAUAAAAGGUGGAAAUGAUGGAGCACAAAAUGUUUUCCCCUCCAAAAAAAUUCAAUUAAACUACGUCAACUAUUCUGUUAACAAAGGGAAAGACAAUUCUGUUCAUAUAGAAAAAAGCGAACAUAAUGAAAAACGUGAAAUAUAUGAAAAAGAUGUUUAUAAAAAAUAUAAUAAUAGUCCAAAUUUUUUGAAAUGUAAUAAACCUAUAAAAAAGGAGGAUAUAUAUUUUCCAGAGUAUAAAAAUUUAGGAAAUGACAAAAAUAUAUGUGCAGAUAAAUGUAUAAAUACGAAAACAGAAAAUGGAAAUGAAGCGAAAAAACGAUUUGUAGAAAUAAAACCAAAUGACAUACAUGGUGGCAAUAAUAAAAAUGAAACGAAAAUAAGUACAGUUCAAGCAUUAAAUGAGAAAAAUGAGGAAAAUAAAAACAAAAAAUUCGAAAAUAAUCAGUUUUGUGAUUUAACUAGUAUGUUAGAAAUGCAAGAAAUUUUUAGUAAAGGCGAAUUUAGUAAAAAGAUAAAUGUACAAUUAAAAGAGAAAAAAAAAAAAUUGUGUAAAUAUAUAAUGCUACCUUCCAUGUUAACAAUAAUAAAUGGGAAGAUUAAAUCAAUUAAUUUUGUGAUAAAUAAAAAAUUGAGUAUAAUAUUAUUAGUAGAAAUAAUUGUAAAUAGAAAAAAUACCAGUUUUUUUGAUAUAUGUAAAAAUAGAGAAUUAGACAAUAUGCUAAAAUUAAAAGAAAACAUAAUACAAUGCAAAGUAUGCAAUAAAAACAUUAUGUUUUAUACAAACAUUAAUCUUAUAAUGCCUUAUGUGUAUUUAAAUAUACCUAAUUUUUUUGAUCAUGCAUUUUGUGAGGAAUGUGAAACAGUUUCAUGGGAUUCUAUAAAAGAUACUGAUAAUAAUAUUUAUAUUUUUUCAAAUUCUUUAUGUUUUAAUUAUAAUUUAACAAAUCAUUAUAAUAUAGUAAUUAAUAGAAACGAAGCAAAAAACUAUAGGUAUUUUUUUUUUUGUGAAUUUUGUUACAAUACAUUGGGUUACUUGGAAAAUGAAAGAAACCGGUCGAUAGCCAAUUUUUCGAAAAUGGGUAAUGGGGUUAACAAAGUUAAUAAUAAUAUGAGUGCAGUUUUAUGUGGAUUAAGUAAGAGCACUAACAAAAAUGAAUACGUUAACAUUAAUCAAUUUUUUUUAUUAAAAUCUAAUGAGUCCAAAUAUCCAUUAAUAGAAAAUAAUCCAGACAAAUAUAAAGAAAUCACUAAAGAAAAUUUCCUAUUUCAUGAAAAAAAGAAAACAACAGAUCAUUUUGAAAAGUGCGCACAAAAAAAUGCAUCGGAAGACAACAAUAAUGUUAACAGUGAUAAUACCAAUUGUGAGAAUUUGAAUUUAAAGGUUUACUUAUUUAAGCAUAAAAUAAAAAUGCUUCUUAAAAGCAAGAACAUUUUUAAAAGCUACAAUGACUUAUUAUUCCUUAGCGAAUAUAUGCAUAACAAAAUGGAAAAACAUAACAUAGCAACUUUUUAUUUAAAAAGUUAUGAGAAAAUCAAAAUUAUUGAAAUAAAAAUUUUUAUUAAAAAGUUGUAUAUUUGUAACAUAAUGAAUACAAAAAAACAUUAUGAUGAAAAUUCUAUAUGUUUUCAAAAAGUAAUGAAAGUAUUAUAUUGUUUGAAAAAACAUGAUGAGAAUAAAAUAUCUAACUCAGAAAUAAUAAAUAUAUCAAAAAAUAUUUAUAAUGACGUCUUAAAAAUGUUGAUUAGUUAUUCUUUUAAGUCAGAUAUUUUUGCAAACGCUCUUUUUUCUUAUCUUCAUUUGGUUCAGUAA
This is a messenger RNA of Plasmodium vinckei vinckei, 2100 nucleotides long. RefSeq names its product conserved Plasmodium protein, unknown function. The transcript has a single exon. The coding region runs from base 1 to 2100 and encodes 699 amino acids. The record is from RefSeq and is a predicted model, not a curated record. NCBI's taxonomy places the organism in Eukaryota, Apicomplexa, Aconoidasida, Haemosporida, Plasmodiidae.